Molecule: messenger RNA, 871 nt
Organism: Ilex paraguariensis (yerba mate)
Lineage: Eukaryota; Viridiplantae; Streptophyta; Magnoliopsida; Aquifoliales; Aquifoliaceae
Source: the annotation of a GenBank genome assembly
AUGCCGAGAGUAACCCCUGUACUGCGCAAGGGUCUCAAAGCCAUUCAAGAUUUUGAUCUGCUCAAGGUCUUGCAGUCCGAGAUCAGACACGAACUGUCCUCUAAUCGCUUUCAGAAUAACACAAAAUGCUCAAAAUUGGUUUCAGAGAACCUGUUUGGUUUUUUUUGCCCCCUAACUUCUACAAGUUUUUUUCAGAACUAUGAAAGUGGUUCCAUAGGAGAUUUUGUGGUGGACUGGGAUUCACCACAGUCCCAAGACAUGGUUUUACGGAAAAAAUAUGAGUCAGGUGAGGAAGUUGCUGUGUCAGCUUUGUUAGGUUGUGAAACCUUUCAAGAAGAUGGUAGAUUUCCCAGGGAAGCUCAGAUGAAGGUAUGCAUAAAGAAGCCUGGCUUGACCUCCAUCUUGCAGUUUGAUUGUGGAGUUUCAAGUAGAAGUGACAUUGGGACUGAGUUUGAAAUCCGUAAUGCAUAUUUCAUCCAAUCAUCAUCAUGUUUGGAUUCUUCAUUCUACAGAGGCCCCUUAUUCAGUUCUUUGGACCCUCAGUUGCAAGAUGAGCUCAAGCAAUAUCUAUUCGCCAGGGGAAUUGGGGAAAGCUUCAGCAACUUCCUCCUCCUCCACCUACACAAGAAAGAGCAAGAUCAGUAUGUAAACUGGUUGCAUAAAGUGGAGGCGAUGGUGGCACAAAAAUGAGUGAUGUCGACAAUUGCGGGGGACAGGUUUAGUUUACACAUGCUUUCUUUUUCUUGUCCGAUUUUUUUUCAUUGUUAUUGGCUGCAUGAUUUUGACAAAGCAUGAGGCUAUAUGACAUUUUCACUGACUACUUCUUUAUCCUCGAUCCUUUUAUAUCGUAUCAGCACAACAUCAUUUUGAG